This is a messenger RNA of Acanthoscelides obtectus, 78 nucleotides long. Lineage: Eukaryota; Metazoa; Arthropoda; Insecta; Coleoptera; Chrysomelidae. The record is from the annotation of a GenBank genome assembly.
AUGCGUCGAGAAUCCUACGCAUCAAGAAAUCAGGGAUGUUCUUGUUGCUGUUGGUUUCAAAGUUGGGGUAGAAAAUAA